CCCAUCCUAGAAUCAAACAUCAGCCAAGUGCGAGCCAGCCACCAGUUCACCAGCAAGCUUGGGAUUAACACACGUACCAUCUCGAGCAGCAAGCUAGCCCUCCACAGUCCACAUGGCCAACGAAGAGGCGUUAAUGUUCGCGCUGCAGCUGGCUUCGUCGGCGGUCCUGCCUAUGACGCUACGGACGUCCAUCGAGCUGGGCCUGCUCGAGACCCUGGUGGGCGCCGGUGGGAAGGUGCUGACCCCCGAGGAGGUGGCGGCGAAGCUGCCGUCCAAAGCCGAGGCCAACCCGGACGCGGCGUCCAUGGUGGAUCGGCUGCUGCGGGUGCUGGCAGCAUACAAGGUCGUGUCGUGCGUGGUGGCCGAGUCCAGCGACGGCAGCCUCUCACGCCGGUACGGCGCCGAGCCGGUGUGCAAGUGGCUCACCCCCAACGAGGAAGGCGUCUCCAUGGCCCCCUUCUGCCUCCUCGCCCAGGACAAGCUCUUCAUGGAGGCCUGGUGCCACAUGAAGGACGCGGUCCUUGAAGGUGGCAGUGCAUUCACCAAGGCAUUCGGGGCGUCCUGGUUCGACUACGCCGGCACGGAUGCGCGCUUCAACUCCGUCUUCAACGAGGCCAUGAAGCAACAUUCUGUGAUCAUCACCAAGAAGCUCCUCGAACUGUACACCGGUUUCGACGGCAUCGGCACCCUGGUGGAUGUCGCCGGCGGCGUGGGUGCUGUCGUCCACACCAUCACCAAGAAGUACCCGAGCAUCAAGGGGAUCAACUUCGACCUUCCCCAUGUGAUCUCCGAUGCACAGCCUUGCCCUGGCGUGGAGCACGUCGGCGGCGACAUGUUCGAGAAGGUGCCCACCGGAGACGCCAUCCUCAUGAAGUGGAUCCUCAACUGCUUUAGCGACGACGAGUGUGCCAUCCUGCUCAAGAACUGCUACGACGCACUGCCGGCGCAUGGUAAGGUGAUCAACGUGGAGUGUAUCCUGCCGGUGAACCCGGACGCCACAAACAGCACGCAGGGGUUAAUCAGCGUGGACGUGAGCCUGCUGGCGUACAGCCCCGGCGGCAAGGAAAGGUACCUGAGGGACCUCGAGAAGCUCGCCAGGGCUGCCGGGUUUACCGGCGUCAAGGCCACCUACAUCUACGCCGACUUCUGGGCAAUGGAGUACACCAAGUAGCGAGGUCACAGCUCGUAUAGCAUGCUGCUGUGUUCUUGCUACCAGCUCAAUUUCUAAUAAAUCUUAAUCGACCGUAAGAGGGAGGGUUGGUGUGUUAACCCAAUCGUUUCAUUUUGUAUUUUGUGUUCGAAUAAAAGGAAGCAAGGGCAACAUGCGUGUCCUCCAUCUUGAAA
Hordeum vulgare subsp. vulgare (domesticated barley) is the source of this 1344-nucleotide messenger RNA. Its product is annotated as flavone O-methyltransferase 1-like. Gene Ontology annotation, biological process: methylation. The transcript is spliced from 2 exons. Gene Ontology annotation, molecular function: O-methyltransferase activity; protein dimerization activity; S-adenosylmethionine-dependent methyltransferase activity. NCBI's taxonomy places the organism in Eukaryota, Viridiplantae, Streptophyta, Magnoliopsida, Poales, Poaceae. Bases 113 to 1171 code for a protein of 352 amino acids. The record is from RefSeq and is a predicted model, not a curated record.